UAAGGAUGGGUGUGUGCGGUAAACGGUUUUCAAAUGGGUUUUAAUAAGUGAUACAUUUUAAAAUGGUGACGAAUAAAGACGCGGAGGCUGGGGUCCAGAAGGAGGAGAUACCUCAUGAUCAUCUCUUCAAAGUGACCGGGCUGUCUUCGAGCAAUCUGCAGAAAUUGGGACAAGAUGUAGCAGCAGCGACCCCAGCAGACUUCGAAGCCGCUAUCGCUGCGACUGGUUACGGCAAAUUCAAUAUCCUACUGAUGCUGUGCACGCUGCCAGCCUUCUGGAGCGCGGUGUCGGUCACCAGCAGUGUGUCGUACAUCUUCACGCGUGCGCAGUGCGACAUGCAGCUCAGCCUGCUUGAUAUGGGCACUGUCAAUGCUAUCACUUAUGGAGGUAUGAUCUCCUCGGCCAUGAUUUGGGGCUUCUUGUCGGACACGCUCGGUCGGCGCCGCAUCAUGGUGUGGGGCAACUUCUUCUCCGGCGUCCUCGAGCUCUGCGGCUCCCUCAGCCAGAACUUCCCUAUGUUGCUGCUGACGAGAUUUGCCAGUGGCUUUCUCUUCAACGGCCCCUUCGCAGUCCUGAUAUCCUACUUGGCAGAACUCCACCGCACAGAGUUGAGGGCUCGUGUCAUCUUACUCACCAGCCUGUUCUACACCAUCGCCAACACCACACUGCCGCUCCUCGCCUGGGCUAUCCUCACUAAGGACUGGCAUUUCUAUAUGUUUGGGAAUAAAUUUGUAAUACACGCUUGGAACAUAUUUCUGAUGGCUACUGCGCUGGUCCCUAUGUUUACUGGCCUGGCCUUCCUCUGCAUGCCUGAAAGUCCCAAAUUCCUCAUGUCCAGAGGGAGAAACGAAGAAGCCAUGCAGGUCUUCAGGAAGAUCUACACUAUGAAUACUGGGAAACCUAAAGAAGAAUAUCCGAUAGCAGUGUUAGUAGAAGAGAAAUCAGAAGAGCAAGCCCAGGGCGUGGCCGCGUUGCGUGGCGGGCUGUCGCAGCUGGCGCCGUUGUUCCGGGCCCCCCAUCUCAAGUGGCUCGUGCUCAUGUGUGUCAUCCAUCUGGGCUGCAUGUUUGGAUCAAACACCCUCCGCCUCUGGUACCCUCAGCUGGCAGCCAUGAUCGGCUCCAACUCCAACGAGAGUCUCUGCGCUGCUAUCGCUCCCGAAGCAACCGUCCCGCCUGAUGAUGUCUCCUGCAAACCCAUACUAACCGACAUGCUGACGUAUCUGCAGAGUGCUAUAGUUGGCGCAGGUUCAGUCCUCACGUAUGGCAUUGGCGGCGCAUUAGUUAAUAGAUGCGGCAAAAAGCUGGUUUCAGGUCUGUGUGGCGUUCUCAGCGCAUUGGUCAUCAUCCUCCUUCCAUUCCUGGGCACCGGCGCGUUCACCGUGGUGGGUCUGGUGACCGCCGCUCUUGCCUUCACUUCCUUGUGUGGAGCAUCGCUAUCGAGCAUCACUGUGGAUCUGUUUCCUACUUCAUCCAGAGUGAUGGCCCUGGCCACGUUCCUCAUGUGCGGCAGAGUGGGCACCAUACUUGGAACCAUCACUUUCCCAGCUUUAAUCAAGUUUGGUUGUCUACCACCUUUCAUCACCAUCGCCGCUGUGCUUGGAGCUGUUGGUCUCGCGUGUGCUAUUGUGCCAAACACUACUCUGAAGAAACUGGAAUGAGAUGAUGAAUUCAAUCAACCAUUGAUUUCAAAUUUUUUUUUAACGCCGCAUUUAGGUAUUAAUUAAAGUUACACAAUAUGUUUUUAACUUAGAAGGACUUAACCAUGCUAAGCGCUGACCUUCACUAGCUGGAGAGGCACCCAUAGAAGAAGAUGUUCUUGUGCACUCAAAAGAGUUGUGUAUGUUUUAAACCAUCAAUCGAUCAUUUGAUCGAAUAUAUAUCUAAAUUGUAUUAAUGGCAAACUCGUUUCAUUAUAAUAACCUUUUUCUUUUUUUUUUUUGAAAUAUAAUACACGUAAUAUUAAUUUAUGUAUUAUUUUUGUACAAUAUACUUACAACAUCUGUUUCUCUUGUUGUAUUUUGUUGUUCUUUCUUGUAUGUUGUUUUUAUCACGUUUUUUAUAUUUUUUGUUAUAUUAUUUAGCUAAAUGUUAAGGAUUUUUUUAGGUUAAUAAAAUUGUUGUAAAUAUGUAAUUACUCAAUGUUCG
Messenger RNA from Plodia interpunctella (Indianmeal moth), 2145 nucleotides. Its product is annotated as synaptic vesicle glycoprotein 2A-like. NCBI's taxonomy places the organism in Eukaryota, Metazoa, Arthropoda, Insecta, Lepidoptera, Pyralidae. The record is from RefSeq and is a predicted model, not a curated record. The transcript is spliced from 10 exons. Gene Ontology annotation, molecular function: transmembrane transporter activity. Gene Ontology annotation, biological process: transmembrane transport. Gene Ontology annotation, cellular component: membrane. Bases 63 to 1658 code for a protein of 531 amino acids.